Messenger RNA from Fusarium poae, 2043 nucleotides. RefSeq lists its product as uncharacterized. Gene Ontology annotation, biological process: aspartyl-tRNA aminoacylation. Bases 1 to 2043 code for a protein of 680 amino acids. Gene Ontology annotation, cellular component: mitochondrion; cytoplasm. The record is from RefSeq and is a predicted model, not a curated record. Gene Ontology annotation, molecular function: aspartate-tRNA ligase activity; ATP binding. The transcript is spliced from 3 exons. Lineage: Eukaryota; Fungi; Ascomycota; Sordariomycetes; Hypocreales; Nectriaceae.
AUGGUGCUCCCUCUCGCCCGCUGUCGCGCUUCAUUGCGCUAUGGGACAUGCACGAGACCUCUGUCACUCCUACGCACGCGACAAUGCCCCCGAAACUUUACCCAAAGCUCAAUUGUCGCAGCUGCACGUAGCGACAUCCUCAGCGCCUGGGACAAGUAUAGCAACUCCGAUAUCCCUCUUGAUCUCGGCAGCAGCGAAAAAUGCGUCGGCUUCUUGAGCAAACGAAGAACAAUCCACAAACAACUCGCAUUCGCAGACCUUACCACACCUUCGGGCGAAACCAUCCAAAUAUGCUCCGACGCAAAGAAAGACGCCAACGCGCACGCCCUCUUCACAAAAAUCCCCGCAUAUAGUCCCGUCGUCAUCAGUGUCAGUGGCCAGGCCGAGCCAGCCGAUAACACAUCCAAAACGACAGUCUACCUCAAAGACAUUCGAGCUUUAAAUACCGUCCCUCAAAACCUCAUCGUUACACCCGAAGUCCAAUUCCCUCCCAAAAAGCGCCACUACCAGAUCCGAUUCCACCAAGAGCUACAAGAGAGACUCAAGUUUAGGUCAUGGCUAAAGGGACAGUUGACCAAGGGCUUGCAAGAGAAGGGAUUCACGGAUAUCGAAACACCAACACUGUUCAAGUCGACGCCCGAAGGUGCAAGGGAAUUCUUGGUGCCGACUCGUCAGCGCGGCAAGGCGUAUGCGCUGAACCAAAGUCCUCAGCAAUACAAGCAGACACUCAUGGCUAGCGGUGUCUCGAGGUACAUGCAGUGGGCGCGAUGUUUCCGUGAUGAGGAUAGUCGGGCGGAUCGUCAACCCGAGUUUACACAGCUUGAUAUGGAGUGGUCAUUUGCAGGCGCAUCAAAGGUGAGACAGGAUGUGAAUGACAUUAUUCUGUCCGCUCUAGAGGCACUGCGACCGGCACAUAGCUACAAGGAGAUCCGUGGAGAGCGUAUUCCUGUGCUGUCCGAGAUCCCCCAAGGCGAACGUCCAGCAGACGAGCCUGUAGCGCAUACGUUUACAACCCUCAAGUUCCAAGACUGUAUAUCGUCGUAUGGAAGCGACAAGCCGGAUUUGCGCAUCCCCAACAAGAUCCACGCACUCCCCGAUCUCGAACCAUACAAACAAUUCGUCAGCAUGAUCACCCAUCUGGAAGAUCCCUUAAUAGAAGCUUUCACGUUCCCCAUCUCGACAGAAGACCCCAACGAAGCGCGCAAGUUGGUCACCAAGUUUAUGGACAACCUACCAAGCUCACUAGCCGACAACCCCGAUGGAAAGCCUCAAAUUCUAGUGUGCGACAGAAAAGCACCCCUCCAAGGUUUCUCGUCGCUUGGUUUCGAGUUCCAAGACGUUGUCGAUCUUGUGGCAGGGGAUAAGGGUGUUGAGCAGGGUGACCUGGUCGUCUUUCAAGCACGCGAAAAACCCAAGGGCCAAUACUGUUCUGGAUCCACCAAGAUAGGCGAUGUUCGAAUUGCGCUAUGGAAGUUCCUUGUCGAAGAAGGACAAAUGGAGACGCCUCGCCUCGGGGAUCCAGGAUCAUUGCAGUUCGUCUGGGUGACAGACUUUCCCAUGUUCAAGCCCACCGAGAAAGGCGAGCCAGGCCAAGAAGGCGCCGCAGGUAUCGCAGCAUCACACCACCCCUUCACAGCGCCUCUCUCAAAAGCCGACCUCGAACUCCUCUUCACCGACCCUCUUCAAGCCAAGAGCGCAGCCUACGAUCUCGUUCUCAAUGGUGUGGAGGUCGGAGGCGGUAGCGAACGUAUCCACAUCGCGUCGGUACAAAAGUUCAUCAUGAGUGACGUUCUACAAAUGACAGAUAAACGAAUUGGUGACUUUGCGCAUCUGUUUGAGGCUUUGGAAUCUGGAUGUCCGCCACAUGCCGGGUUUGCGUUGGGCUUUGAUCGACUUGUAGCGUUGUUGACGGAUACGGCGACGGUAAGGGAUGUGAUUGCGUUUCCCAAGACGAUGAAGGGAGAGGAUCCUUUUGUUAAAUCUCCUAGUCGAUUGACGGAUGAGCAACUCGAGCCCUAUGGGUUGCAGUUGCGGAGAGAGUGA